AUGAAAAAAUAUCUAAUAAUUAUAAUUGUAAUAACUUCUGUAAUUAGCGCGCUAUGCGGGAUUAUCAACGACGUGACAGAAACAUGGGAUGGGAACAUGGAAGUAGUCAAACAUACUUUUGGUAACGUAGCAGAGUUUUGGAGAAGAAUGAUUUAUGGACAAGAUAAAAGGAAAAGAUCGCAACCACGUGAAACAAAUGAUUUUGCAUAUAAGGUACAUGAUGUAGCCACAACCUUUUCAACGGACGUUGAAAAGGCAUUUCUAGCGGUGAAAAUAAAAACUGAAAGUAUGUACAAAAAUAUGAAGGGCUAUUUUGGCAGCAACUCAAAAGCAACACACCCAUCAAUUCUUAAACAUCUUGAUUAUCGUAAGCCUUGGGCAGCUAAUAUUACAACAAUCAAAGGUGAUAAAACGAUGUAUCCUAUACUGCAAAGUAAAGAAAUUGAUCAUUUGUAUCAAAAUACGACUACUGAAGUUACUGUUACAACUAAAGUAAAUAAUUCUACGCCAAUCACCUUAAAUCCAAUAAAGGGUAAAACCGGCAACCAUUCAAGGCAAAGUGUUCCACAUUUUCAGGGUGACAAUUUUGAUGAAUUUUUAUUAGAACACAAGUUAAAAUUAGAAAACGAUGGCACGAGAUAUCCUUCUUUGCGAAAAACUGAUUUACAUUUAUAUCAAAACAGUUCAGAUGCACAAAGUGAUGAAGUAGCAAAUACAUCAUUAAAACAUAGCUUCAAAAUAAACUAUGAUGAUACGGAAAAUUCGACACUGCAAAGUAUCUCAAAUACAAAAUACCACUUUUUGGAUGUGAAUGAUUAUUUAUCGCAAGUCAAUCCUUUUUCACAAAGUAUAAAAGUGGAAGAUUCUUUAUUGCAACAUUCCUCCAGAUAUGAAAACGAAGUGAUCGAACCUUUGAUCGAGGAGGAGGACGAGGUUCAGACCAGGAUCGAAGAUGAAGAACUUUCUACAUUGCAUAAUAAAGCAAAUUUAGAAAAAAAUAAAGCUGAUAGGGAAAUUUCUGAUAUUAUUAAUAAAUCAUCGCAAAACAUUUCAAAUUUAAUUAAUGACACAAAGAUUCUGAAUAGUACAAACGAACACUUAACGACAUAUUCCGAUGAACUUAAGGCAGACGAGAGGCAUACGAGCGACAGCUAUGGUUCUGUUUCAGAAGAGAAUACAGAAUCUUUAACUCUUAAUGCAACUUCAUUCUAA
Messenger RNA from Arctia plantaginis, 1212 nucleotides. The record is from the annotation of a GenBank genome assembly. NCBI's taxonomy places the organism in Eukaryota, Metazoa, Arthropoda, Insecta, Lepidoptera, Erebidae.